Molecule: messenger RNA, 1140 nt
Organism: Mizuhopecten yessoensis (Yesso scallop)
Lineage: Eukaryota; Metazoa; Mollusca; Bivalvia; Pectinida; Pectinidae
Exons: 1
Coding region: 1-1140 (379 amino acids)
Biological process (GO): peptidyl-threonine phosphorylation
Cellular component (GO): cytoplasm
Molecular function (GO): protein serine/threonine kinase activity
Source: RefSeq, a predicted model, not a curated record
AUGAAGAAGGCUAACUUCCUCAGCAUGUUGAAAAGCGUUAUAACUCCAGAGAAGGACAAAGUUAAAAUGAAAGUAUACGGUGUACCUUCACAACCGUUACCAGAGAAACACGACUGUUCCGUGUUGGAUCUUGCCUUCGCUAUGGACUGUACAUCUAGUAUGGGAAGUUACAUAGAGACUGCCCGGAACAGUAUCCGCACCAUUGUGGAGGAAAUUGUGUCCAGUGAAAAAAGUGACGUACAUUUAGCCUUGGUGGAGUACCGUGACCAUCCUCCUCAAGAUCGAACAUUUGUGACGCGCCGACAUAACUUCACCUCCUCUGUUUCAAAAAUGAAGUCAUGGUUGGAUGACUGCAGUGCACAAGGAGGAGGUGAUUUUCCCGAGGCUGUGGCCGAUGCUCUGUACGACAUGCUUAAACUUUCCUGGAGGGAGAAUGCUACAAAGAUAUGUGUUCUGAUCUCAGAUGCCCCACCCCAUGGCCUGUCUCCGCAUGGAGACGAGUUUCCCAAUGGCUGUCCUAAAGGACUGGACCCUAUGAAUAUUGUGAGGGAACUCGCAGCUAAGGGAAUCACUCUAUAUUUUGUUGGUUGUGAACCGCCUAUCAAUCAAUACAAGGAAUUUUUCACAGCUAUCGCUUAUCUGACAGGAGCACAGUGCAUUCCACUCAGGGGGGCUAAGGCCCUCACCCAGGUAAUCAUCGGAGGGGCCCAGGAAGAAAUAUCACUAGAACGAUGGAUGGAUGAAGUGGACGAAGAGGUACAAAAAGAAAUAGCGGCUGGAAAUCAAAUAAAUGACGAUGAAAUGACGCGCCGAGCUCAGGCUAAAAUGGAUUCAAAAGGCAUCAGGGGCAAAAAGUUGCAGAGGAAUAAUUUAUAUUUAGAGGCAGCUUCUGAGACAUCUGUAAAACUGGCAGGUUUCGCCAACAUGGCAGACGUGAGUGCAAAUUUUCCGAAGGUCCCUGAUGUUAGUGACUGUCAGACAGAUUUUCACGUAAAUAGUUUAACGUCAUACGGAUUGGAGGCGACAUCGGAUGUAACACCUGAUUCGGACGUCUGGAAUACAGUGGAAAGCAGUAUUUCAUAUGAACAAGUGUCAAGAAUGAUGCAAAAGUCAAAGUCGAGGAAUAAUUACUUAUCUUAG